Molecule: messenger RNA, 4866 nt
Organism: Rhopilema esculentum
Lineage: Eukaryota; Metazoa; Cnidaria; Scyphozoa; Rhizostomeae; Rhizostomatidae
Product: TWiK family of potassium channels protein 7
Biological process (GO): potassium ion transmembrane transport; stabilization of membrane potential
Cellular component (GO): plasma membrane
Molecular function (GO): potassium ion leak channel activity; outward rectifier potassium channel activity
Source: RefSeq, a predicted model, not a curated record
AAGCCGCUGAAUAGUAUUUAAGAAGGAAGAAGUAGCUCUUAUGUCAAAUCAAUUCUUCGUAUAGGUAUGAAAACGCGAUCCUAUACGGGACAUGGUUAAUAAACAGUCUGCAUCACAUUGCUAAACAAAUCAGAGGAGUCUGGCAGUAAUCAAGACAAUGCCUUUCAUGUACUCAGCUGUAUUAGCUAACAAACACCUGCAUUGGCGCACCCCCGUCUUUUGGUGAGUGAAUAUCGUAAAGUUAAUGGACAUUGUUGGAUGGCGUUUUCGAGUAGCUCACAAACACAGCAGCUGACCGUCUUCGAGUAGCUAUGAACCUUCAUGAAUAUAAAUAUUUGUGAAAUAAAGAUUAUUCAUCAACGUUGAAUACUUUCAAGAGGCAAAGUUUCGUUUUACCACGGAGGUAUUGGAAAGUAGAUAUUGGCAAGAGGACUCAUAAGGCAUAUUCUUGAAGAUUCCCACGAAGCAUUACCCGCAAGACGCCGCCAAUAAACUUUGGGUAGAGCAAUGGUUGCUGUGAACGAAAGGAACCGAAAUUUACGGACAUGUAUUGUUUAAGGAAACACAUUUUAACGCGUUGAAGAGUAAGGAAAUCGGUUUUGCCAUCUUUCAGUUCAAAUACUUGGCGUGUGAAUCUUACACAUAUCAAAGAACAAGAGGUGCGCAUACACCUCAGUGAACUGGUGGUCAAUGGAAAAUCUCAUUUCGCCUGGAAGAAAUAUAUCCUAAUAAAGUGAUUACGUUGAAGCUCGUUACUCAGAAAGGGUAGCUGCCAUUAUUGAAGAAUGAACAUGAAGAAUUAAGGACACAGAAUAGGAGUGAAUAUUAAUGAUGAAUAUGAUACUACAAGACCAAGAAAUAACAAAUGAAUGUUGUCAGUAAUGACCAGCUCUGUGGAGAAAUGCAUUCUACUUUAAUUGAGAGCUUUUUUGUGUAUCUGCUGGUGCGCUUCUCUGGAUGAUGGUUGUGCAGCUUCGACGAAGUUGAGAGUGGACAGAUAAUAAUGGCAGGACGGCUUCAUUACCACUGGCUUCCUUUUAUUAAAUAUUCUCUAGUUUUGCUUGUUUACAUCUUUGCAGGUGGUCUUCUCUUGUUUUAUUUGGAAGAAUGUCGCAACGAAGUAAUAAGAAUAUCGGAAGCAAAGCCUGUCUAUUUAGGAAAUGUGACAGAAGUUUGUGCCAAGCUGGCUGGAGAUAUGUUUAAGAAUCCUAACGUCACCAUUGUUUCUAGUUAUAUGAACAGAUCAGACUUAGAAAUAAUGGUUGGGCGUUGCACCAAGUUUCUGGAGAAUAGAGAAAUUACAACCCCAAGGGUACAAAAAGGGUGCUCGUGGAGUUGGAGUAGCAUUCGAAAAUGGAUCAAAUUUGUUCACAAUACGCUGGCAACGAUAGGAUAUCACGAAAUCAAGGUUCAGACAGAGCUGGGCAAAUCAUUUACAGUCUUCUAUUCGCUGAUAGGCGUGCCUUUGGCAAUUCUAUGUUAUAUUCACCUGGGUAGAAUCGUCCGAGUGACAAUACGACGAGCAAUACGUUCCACGGAGACGCACUUCUUCAAUCGAACCGAACCGAGAAACAUACGUCACAAAGUUGUGCUGUACACAUGUGUUCUUAUACUUAUUGUAAUAAUGUUAUCAGUUGGUGCUGUCCGACUUAAUACAAAACAGUGGACGUUUUUGGAGUGCCUUUACUUUUAUACUGGUGUGAUAAGCACAUCAGGCAACGAUGGUUCGAACAUAGAUACUAUAUUCUUCGAACAACACCUCGGCUUGUCAAUUUUACUAGACGUUCUUCAAGUCAUUGGGCUUGGCCUAGUCUCAUCACUGAUACAAGCUGGAGUUGGGUUUCAAAAAGCCAAGCACAAGCGUCGGAGGUUUCCAUUUCAUGAUGCAACCAAGCCAUCAGCCAAUGGAGCACAGAAAGAUGUUGUUAACGGUACAGUUGCAAUGGACUCUCUUGUAAUACUAGUCAGAAAUGAUGAAAUUGAAAGAUUUACGUAGAAAGAACUCAUAGUUGUAAAGGAAUUAUUAUAUUCAUUGAGGGGCAACAGGCAACACGAAUUGCAUUGAAGAAACGUUAUCACGUGGAUUGCUAUGGGAUGCUCACAAGACAUCUUCAAACUUUGAAGAUACACACAUAGACUCUUGAGGACAUUAAGACAAAGGAAUCCAAAGAAUCGUAGACUAUCAAAUUCUUCUUUGAUAUUAAAAGUAGGAAUUUCACAAAAAAUUGAAAUAUUAGUAACUGUGAAUUUAGAGAGAGCUUGUAGUUUAGUGACUAGAAAACUCUGGGAUAGCAAUCGGUGUAGAAGUUAACAGAGCAGCUAGUUACGAAAAUAUGGGUAAGAUUGUGAUGAUAAGGUAAUUAUGAUGCAAGUAAAUAAUUUGAAAUCUUGAUCAGUAAGGAUUAAACUUUCCUCUGCGGAAUGAAAAUAAGAUUUGGUUUUUGAUAGACAAAUAAAUAAAGUUUUUUUUCAAGUAGAAUUUAAUGAGUAGAAAAGUAGCUGCUUUAACGAUACAUUCAUUAGCUGCGUUCUCCUGUAGACACAUCCUAUUUCAAAACGAAGAAUCACCUUAAUUUGAAACCAAUAAAUGUUGACCAUUAUUGUUCUUUUUUAGUUGAAGCAAGGUAAUAAGAUUGAAAAACGAACUCCCUGGCUCAUAAUUCCAUUCACAAAUUUGAAAAGGCCGUAGUUUGAUGUUCCAUGAAUCUCGCAAAAGUUCAUAGAUGAAAGGUUAAAGUUCAAGUGGGUAGGUGAAAGGUUGAAGUUUGUACCUAGGUCAAAGGUUGAAGUCGACAGAACAUUGAGAGGCAUAAAAGCUCAAGCUCGUGGUAUUGAAAUAUUAAUAGUUGAAACUUACAUCAAAAAAACACUUUGCAAUAAUAUUUCCUAAAGACAGAAAAAAACUGAAUAUUCUAACUUCCAGUGACAAUUUAAAAAGAAAGGAAAUCUAAUUUGACAAAUGAUACCUAAUUAAAGCCAGUGACACAUCGCAAAGAACCAAUGAUGUCUCGGUUAUAAAGACUACUAUAAUACUUUGUCGAAGAGCUUUGGUUCAAUUUAUCCAGUAGAGUUUCUUAAUACCAUAAUUGGCAGAUCAUUGAGUUCUUAUACCUUUUUAUAAAUGGCAGUGAGAUGCUAUUAGAAAUUAAUUCUUAGUAAAAGUAAUAGACUAAUAGAUGAGUCAUAGAAAAGUGCCUUGCAGAAACCUGAUAGCUGUCUUAUGUUUAAGUCUAAAAGACAAAGUGGUCUUGUUCUGUGUAAGAUGAAGCUAAUUGUGCUUGUAUACGAAUCUGUAGUUUUCAUGUAGCCUAUUUGAUUAAAUUUUGUUCGAGUAAAUCGUAAAGAAACUACUUUUGCUGCUUUUACCUGCGAUAUUUUUGAGCAUCUUUAAACAAACGAUAUUUUUGAGAAUCCUACGAUAAUGUUUAGUGCUUUAUUGAAACGUUUGUAGUAUUUUCAAAGCAAUGACAAAUAUCGGAAUUUCGUCACAGUGACUUAUGAAAUGCUUCCCCGAUUGUUAAAUUUAUUCUGUUUCAUGUUUCAUCAAUUUAUUCAUUAUGUCAAAUUUAUUCCGAUUGUUAAAUUCAUUGGCAGCAGAUACUGCAGACAAACUACAAAACUGUACAAAAACCAUUUCAGCGAUUGGCUAAAAUAGAACUUUCAAUCAAUAACAGUCAAUCAUAUAAUGAGCUGUGAUGUGAGCCAAUCAGAUUCACAUGAAACCUUGAGAAUGCCCACAGUUGCAAUUUUCACCGUUUAAAAUACAAAAACAGGCAUCGAAGUGAACUUUCCAAUAAUAAAUUUAAAAACUUUUUGGAUAAAUGAUCUUAGGAUACACAAGUGACAACAACAACAACAACAAAAUUUCCAUCUAGUUACGAGUCCAGGGCAUUCGGUGAGAAAUUCACAUAAAAGGGGUUGAGUUAUCCAGUGUUAUUGGCAGCUAUCUCAAAGUGGCACAAACUGCAAACCAGUAUUCGAAAGCAUGUCUUCAACUUGAGGAAAUAUUUAGCAGAGUGAAAGGAGCAUUUGUUUCAGUACUUGAGAAUCCUGGCCAUCUGUCAGACAAUAAGAAUGUUAAAACAAAAAUAUCCUUGCGAGAAACCAGAAAAAAGACAAACAUCUGAAACCAUUAUAGCAAAAAUUCAAAAGUUUGUAUUUGCUUCUAACUAGCAUCUGAAGGUGGUUUUUAGGGCUGCGAGAAGCUAUGCUUAUCGAGCAGUGUCCUGGUUCUUCCUCUCAAUGUGACAACACCUUGUGAUUCCUACGCGUAAAAUUGCAGAGAGCUAGCGCAGAGAGUUAGCUCUGUAUGAACGUUACGUCAUGUCAGGGACUUGAAACCUAAACCCUUGGGUCUGUAGUCCAGACCCUAAUCACUGAGCUAUCCUUGCGCCUUCAUAUUCAUAAACUAAAUGACAAUGUUGAAAUUCAGCUCUGAAUUCAAACAUUUAGAAUUUAAGGGACAAUGUAAAGACACCAUAGUGAAGAAGAAAGAGAUAAAAAAUAUUUAGUAAAGAAAUUUUGAUAGCCAUACGAUAUGUAAGCAAUAUAAAAAACCAGAAACAUGUUUCUCUUCAGGGUGAGGGAAGAGUAAAUCCGUUGAACAUAACGUUUGUUGAUACAUCCUUGUUCAAAGUUGUCUUGGGAAGGGUUCUCAUUAAGUCUGAACAGAAUUUCUGGUUUCUCAACUAUGAAAUAAAAGUUUCGGACACAAAGUCUUGAAAAUUGCACGAUUCUUUCGAAAAGUAAUGAAAAAUGAUUUCUGUUAUAGCACGAUAAAGAUAAACAGAACUCUUGUUUCGAAGAAAUUCUUAACAGUCACCAGUUGGGCCAUGGCCUUGUUGUCUAGAACUUUUCAAAGAAACU